This is a messenger RNA of Cooperia oncophora, 633 nucleotides long. The record is from the annotation of a GenBank genome assembly. Lineage: Eukaryota; Metazoa; Nematoda; Chromadorea; Rhabditida; Trichostrongylidae.
AUGAGUGAAGCCGUCGCUGGUAUGCUUGACGAUGACCGCCGUAAACGGCAAAUAAGUUACUAUCAGUGGGUGCCAUUUUUUCUUCUUGCUGAAGCUGCCUGCUUUCGACUUCCCAGUAUUCUAUGGCAAUAUCUGGCUUGCCAUUCGGGUAUAAAAAUCCAUGAAGUCGUUAAGCUGUCGUCUGAUCCGAACAAUAUCAAACCUGACAUCAAACGAGCAAAUAUAAGAUCGCUCACGAUCCAUCUUCAGGGAGCCUUACGCUUUCAUCGUCGGCUACAAAAGAAGCAAAUCCGUCCGCAUCAUAUUCUAUGGCUAUUUAAUCUACCAUAUUCAGCCUUUUUUGUCACAUGGUUGUAUUUGUGCACGAAAUUCUUCUAUCUGGCAAAUGUAUGCUUGCAGUUGCUACUCAUGAACAAGUUUCUGGAAACCGACAAGUACGCCUGGUAUGGAUUGGGAGCGAUGAUUGAUUUAUUAAAUGGGACUACGUGGGAACAGAGCGGAAUGUUUCCUCGAGUGUCGCUUUGCGAUUUUGAUGUUCGUGUGAUGGGAAACGUGCAAGAGCACACAGUACAAUGUGUGCUCAUUAUAAAUAUCUUCAAUGAGAAGAUAUUCAUUUUCUUGUGGUUUUGGUAA